AGGGAACAAACCUUUUCCGGAAAUAAUAACGUAUCCAUGGAUCGAACUGAUUAUUUGCGUGGCUUUACAAUAAUCGGUAGCAGCAGUAAAAGAACAGAGUAUCGCCCCUUUUUUCAAGCAUAUUAUAGCUGCGAUGAACAACUUGAAUAAGGAAGUCAUAUCUUGCAAUAUUUGUGUCCCUACAAUAACCUAUAAGCCUAGCAGUACUGCUGAAUGAGCUUCGUAUCAAUAAAAGAAGUCUCUAACGAAGAUCACAUCAAACAAUAAUAUUCCAGCUUGUCGGAGCUGAGUGUACACGCUCAUUUCUGACGCAUUUUAACAAGUACAUUAGCGCCCUUAUCCAUGCUUGGUGUAUGCAAUAACUUUACUAUACUAAUCUAAUGCUGCCGCCUCAGGGGCAUCAUAAAGUGCUAGGCUCAGGCUAUCGACCGCGCCAAAGGGUAGUUGUAUCAAUCAUAUUUCAGAUUGGCUUGAUAUAUUCAACUUGCCUGUUGCGGACUUUUGAUGUCCUUACAUUCAUCAGUAUCAAUUAUGCUUCUUUUACGGUCAUCGGUUUGGAUAUCUUUUGCAAUACAUUUUACACAGAGUUGUCAUAAACUGUAAAUGAAAAAGUCAAAAGGCGCAAAGUAUGAUAUCAAUGGCUGAAAAUAUAUUGGAAAAACCCCGUAGUUUAAUACAAACCUCAGCAAGUAUGGUUCAACAACGCUGUGGCUUCUGUUCCAUGGAAGAGGUUGCUAUAACAACGCGGAGAAAAAGACAGUCCUUCUGUAUACAAAAUCAGAAGCCGCAGCAACUUUUUGUUAAGGAGGUUUAAAGUGUUUCUUGCCUUCAACCUCUUCUUUUACAACCAUUCAAGAAAGCUGGAAGACGUGAAGGAAAAAAAAAAAAAAGAAAAAAACAAAAA
This is a messenger RNA of Mycotypha africana, 904 nucleotides long. RefSeq lists its product as uncharacterized. The transcript is spliced from 2 exons. The coding region runs from base 381 to 596 and encodes 71 amino acids. Lineage: Eukaryota; Fungi; Mucoromycota; Mucoromycetes; Mucorales; Mycotyphaceae. The record is from RefSeq and is a predicted model, not a curated record.